Salvia splendens (bonfire salvia) is the source of this 1112-nucleotide messenger RNA. RefSeq lists its product as uncharacterized. The record is from RefSeq and is a predicted model, not a curated record. The transcript has 2 exons. Lineage: Eukaryota; Viridiplantae; Streptophyta; Magnoliopsida; Lamiales; Lamiaceae. Bases 447 to 854 code for a protein of 135 amino acids.
GCAUUCACAUUGCGUUAUUAUAAAUCCACACAUUCCCUCCUCCGCCUUUGCGUCAUCACAACUCUACCUAAUUCCUCUCCGUUCAAUUCGAAUCGAUUUCUCCCACACUCUCUUCCUCCGCCGCUGCCUCUCGAUUGAUCCUUUUCCUGUUUCAAUUCCUCUUUCCAGUUGUGUGAUCAUCCCAAAACGAUUCACAGUUUUCCUUUGUGAAUGGUGGAAAUCUCGGGCGCACAAUUGAUGGUCAUCCCUUCUUCUUCUAUUCAAAGAAGAGGGGUUUCGCUUUCGACCGCUACCUCCUUCUGCUUCGGCUCUUGCAUGGAAGGCUGGUACUACCGCUGCCAAGGCCUCGACCCGUGAACUCACGCCAGAUUCAUUUUUUUUUAUUUUCCCCCUUUUUGAUUUAAUUCGUUAAUUCUCACUCGUAAAAGAAAAUCGAAGAAAAAACAAUGUUGCUUUACAAGCAGAAGAAGACUCCGGCGGCGAAGGUGAACCGGUUCCUGAUCAGCGUUACGUUUCUGGGUAGCGCCGGUCCAAUCCGGUUCGUGGUGAAGGAGGAGGAGCUCGUUGCUGCUGUGAUUGAUACGGCGCUGAAAUCGUAUGCGCGUGAGGGCAGGCUCCCUAUCCUUGGAUCUGAUCUCAACAAUUUCAUGCUCUAUUGCCCGAUUGCUGGAACUGAAGCUCUGAGUCCAUGGGAGACGAUUGGAUCGAUGGGCGUUCGGAAUUUUGUGCUGUGCAAGAAGCCUGAAACGGAGAAGGCAAAGGCGACUGAGAGUGAGAAGCUGCCCCGCAAGGGAUCUGGCAGCUGGAAAUCAUGGUUCAAUAAAUCACUCAAUUCCAAGAUAUCUUCCCAUUGAAUAAUGAGAUGGUUUUAUUUAUUAUCUAUAUUUUGUUGGUUUGUUUCGGCUUGGUUGUGAAUUGGGGUUGAAAUAACUUGAACCUUUUGUUCUGGUGCCCUGCUUUAUUUUGAUUCAUCAGUCAUUUCUUGUUUUUCUCCUCUUUUAGAAUUGUACUCUUCAUUGAUUGUGCAAUUAUUUUUAUUUUGAUUCAGUCGGUUCUUGUUAAUCUUUUCAAUUGUACACUUCAUUGAAUCAUAGAAUCAUUUUUUUUAUUUA